UUCUAAUCCACCAGGCGCUCCUUGGAAAUCCUAUAGGCUACUCUGUUCUAUAGGCUCGCUCUGAGUCGGACUGGACUGGACUGCAAUCGGGUUUGGUUGUUUGGUACCCGCGUCCAGCAGCCGAUUCCCUCCCGUCGACGCUUGCGCGGCAUCACGUGACAUCUGGCCCCACCCUCUGCCUGCCCCCGGGUUGAGUUUUCGGACCCUGUUGUGUUGUGUUCGGGGUCAGAGGCUGCCCACCGGUCGGCAAGCAGCUUAGGUGGAGAUGGCUGCCACUCUGCAGCGCAUCGAACAGUUGUCCAGUCGGGUCGUGCGCGUGCUGGGCUGUAACCCGGGUCCCAUGACCCUGCAGGGCACCAACACCUACUUGGUGGGGACCGGCCCCAGGAGAGUUCUCAUUGACACUGGAGAACCAGCAGUUCCAGAAUAUAUCAGCUGUUUAAAGCAGGCUCUGACUGAAUUUAACACGGCAAUCCAGGAAAUCAUAGUAACUCACUGGCACCGUGAUCAUUCUGGAGGCAUAAGAGAGAUUUGUGAAAGCAUCAGUAAUGACACUGCAUAUUGCAUUAAAAAACUUCCACGUAAUCCUCACAAAGAAGAAAUUAUAGGCAAUGGAGAACACCAGUAUGUUUAUCUGAAAGAUGGAGAUUUGAUUGCGACUGAGGGAGCUACUCUAAGAGUUAUCUACACGCCUGGCCACACUGAUGACCACAUGGCUCUUCUUUUAGAAGAGGAAAAUGCUCUCUUUUCUGGAGAUUGCAUCCUAGGGGAAGGAACAACUAUAUUUGAAGACCUUUAUGAUUACAUGAACUCCCUAAAAGAAUUACUGAAAAUCAAAGCUAAUAUUAUAUAUCCAGGACAUGGCCCAGUAAUCCAUAAUGCCGAAGCUAAAAUUCUACAAUACAUUUCUCACAGAAAUCUUCGAGAACAACAAAUUCUGACAUUAUUUCAUGAGAACUUUGAAAAAUCAUUUACAGUCAUGGAGAUUGUAAAAAUGAUGUACAAGGAUACUCCUGAGCAUUUGCAUAACAUGGCUAGAAAUAAUGUCUUGCUUCAUUUGAAAAAAUUGGAAAAAGAAGGAAAAAUAUUUAGCACCACAGAUCCUGACAGGAAAUGGAGAGCUCAGCUUUAGUUUCAGAUUAAUGAAGUACUUGUUUUGGGUUUUUUUAAGAAAAUGAUUUCUCUGUGCUUACCAGAGCAACAGAUCCCAGUUGUGGACAUGGUAUCACUUAGAAGGGAACAUGAAUCAAUAUGACACUCGCUUUUUCAAUAUAACAAUGGGUCCUUAAAAAAUCCAAGGAGGAAAUUAUUUACAUCCUAGAGUUACAUCCAACGAGAUUUGUACCCAACAAGAUGGAUUUAUACAGUGGCUACAACAAUGGACUAAAACAUAAAACAACUGUGAGGAUGGCACAGGACCGGGCAAUAUUUCCUUUUGUUGUAAAUAGGUUCUUUAUAUGAGCCGGAACCAGUUCGACAGCACCUAACAAUAACAACAGAGAUUUAUAACCAACCCAACUAUCAAUCAUGUGAAUGUAAGGACUCAAAAAGUGUACCUCUCUUAGGGAAUUGCUUGAUGCUAUGCACCAGAAAAAGAGAGGAAAACAAAAUCAAAAUAGUAAAUUUAAAACCAAAAUGUAAAAAGAAAUUCUAGAACAGAAAUGUGCCCAAAGCCGCCUCCAUAUUAGACCAGAAGGAAGGAAGAACUUUAGAGGGCAAAAUGGAAUGGAUAUGUUAUCUGAUAAAUUUGAGCAUUGGGAGGAAAAAAACUGUUGGUAGUCAUAAAACAACUUUAGUUAAGCAAUUCAAUUAAAAAUCAGUUCAAAGAAAACUAUGCUGAUGAAAAAAAUGAAGCAAUUGCUUAUUACAAAAAACAAAAGUUGUGCAAGGAAGGAAAUGAAAUACUAUCAGCCUCUACAGUUUUACAUAGGCAAUAAUGUAAAUACUGGCUAAAAAUUGUGUUUUAAAUAUAAUAGGGAUAAUAAGUGAAAGGAAAUGGAAAGUUAGGAAUGCUAAGUCAUCACUUAGAUAACAGUCAAGAAAGACUAAAAUUGAUAAGUCAUGAAACAGAAGUAUAAGCAUUUUAUUGGUUAAUACCUGUGACGGUUAAUGUUAUAUGUCAACUUGGCUAGGCCAUGAUUCCCAGCGUUGUAUAAUUGUCCUCCAUUUUGUGGUAUUGUGUAAUUAUGUGUUGUAAAUCCUACAUCUUUAUAUGUUAAUAAGGCAGGAUUGGUGUGGGGUAUAUCUUGAGUCACACACUUACUAAAAAGGGCAUGACUCAAGUCACAGCCUUAUUCAAGUCACACCCUUACUCAGGCCUUGAGGGUGUGGUCUAUAUCCAGUAUAUAUGAAUGCUCUGGCAAAGCCUUCUCCCACACUGUGGAUCCUGCAUCUGGCUUGUCGUCAUAUGACCUCCAGUUCUUAGGAGUUGAGCCAGCAGCCUGCUGUUUGACCUGCCAAUUCUGGGAUUCGCCAGCUUCUAGAGUCCUGUGAGCCGCGGCCUGUCCCCUGACCUGAUUUGUCAGCUUCCACAGCCCCGUGGGCCAGCUGCCUGUCAUCUGACCUGCCAGUAUGCAUUCAUCAGCCCCUGUAGCCACGUGAGUCAGGAGAAGCCUCCAGUCUAAUGUCUGACCCAUGGAUUUGGGACAUGCCAGCCUUUACAACCAUGUGAGCCAUUUCCUUAAGGUAAAUCUCUUUGUGUGUGUGUGUGUAUAUAUAUACUUACCAAAAAAAAAAAAAAUCUAUUGCCAUCGAGUCGAUUCUAACUCAUAGCAACCCUGUAGGAUGGACCAGGACUGCCUCCUAGAGUUUCCAAGGAACGCCUGGUUGAUUCCAACUACCAAUCUUUUGGUUAGCCAUAGCACUUAACCACUAUGCCACCAGGUUUCCAUAUAUACGUGUGUGUGUGUGUGUGUGUAUACAUAUGUAUACACAUGUAUACACACACUUCACUGAUUAUGCUUCUCUAGAGAACCCAGCCUACGAUAAUACCAGAAAAAAGUAACUUCUGGAGUUGAAAGUAUUUGCCUUUUGGAAAUGGGAGAAAGAGAAGAUGGAGAAUGGGGAAAUGUUUUUCCUGUUCAUACUGUUUGAUUUUUUUAAUUAGAUACAUUUAUUACUUUAUUAGUUUAAAUUAGACACACUGAUAUAAUUUUUUUUUUUUAAUUUAAUGUCAAAAUACUGAUACUAUGCAAUGGGUAGAAGCUAGCUCUUUAGUCCAUUGGAGCAAAUGCUUUUGUUCUAGAAUUUUCCCCUAUAAAGAUUACCAGGAAUUGGGAACAAUGAGAGUACAUGUUUAUUUAAUAUUCACUUAUACCUAAAGAUAAGAUUCCUUAAGUUACAUAUUCUGAAGUGUAAAUUUUAUGCUCUAAGAGGAAAUCUUGCACCUGUACCAAGUACCUAGACUGAAGGACCUAGAAAAUUAAAGUGGAGUCAAAGACUUCUAUGUCCUUUAACGUUUAACUGAAGUAUAAAAAUCAUCCGAAGAGAAUUAGAUCCAAGGUUAUCUGAACAGCAAUGAGUGCUAUUUAUAGCUCUCUGAUAGAUUCCAGCUUUGUUUUCUAGUUGUAGUAGAGAAUUAAAGAAAUAUCUAUGAUAGCUCAAGUUUCUCUUAUUGAGACCUGAACUGAAUUUAGGAUUGCGGUGCAAUUCAUAACUUUUUUGUGUGGCCUUUCAAGCCAUGGUCUUGUAACUCCCACCCAGGUGAUUGUGUGAUAGGGUAAUUGUGGCCUACCAAGGGGAUUGGUCAGUUUUGCCUUAAAAGAGCCAAUUCCAGAGCAGAGAGGAGGAGCCCACUACCACCAAGGAAGGAGAGGCUAGCAAGAGAGACCCAGCAGCAGGAGACAGUGUGGUGGGCUUCCAGGCCCAUGGAGGGAGAAAGCUGAGUGUCUUUGAGCAGAGACUGAGGGCCAGGGAGAGGUGUGCCUGUGAGCACAACUGGAGAGAGGCUGUCCUGAUAGAACUGUAUUCUGAGUAUUCUUGAGUCUGAAUUGUAACUGUUACUUCUCUAAUAAACCCCAUAAUUGUUAAUGUUGUCUGUGAGUUCUGUGUGGCUCUUGCAGUGAACUCUCAAACCUGGUAGAGAGUGCUAGGGGAGGGACAGUUGGUGUCAGAAUUGAUAGAGAUGGCAGAGAAAGGAGGCGUGCCUGACCUCCACCGCAUAGGAAUCAUCCUUCGGCUGUUGAUCAUGGUUCUCCUUUCCCCUUGUGGGGGAACACCUCUUCCAAGCUGCUUUUUCAGGGAUUCAAUAAGUAGCCAAUGUCAACAGAAAAGGACUAUGCUUCCUGUGAAAACCCCUUGGGGGCAGUGUUUGAUCUCCUUCAACCCCACAAGGGGGAAAGAGAACCAAAGAAUCAAGAUCAUCAGCUCAAGGCUGACUCCCUUAAGGAAGAGGCCAGACAAGCCUCCUCUCUCCACCACCUUUACUAAUCCUGACACCAACCGUUCCUCGCACAGCACUCUCUGCUUCUCUGCUGGGUUUGAUAAUACAUUGCACUGACCACACAGAACUCAAGGACCAUACUCAAAUGAUUACAGAGUUUAUUAUAAGGGAAGUAACAGUGACAAUUCAGGCUCAGGAACACUCAGGAUACAGUUCUUUCAUCAGGACAGCCUCUUCCUGGCCCUGGGCCUCUCUCCAAAGGCACUCAGCUUUCUCUGGCCGUGGGCUAGGCCCCGAAGCCCACCACACCGUCCUCUGCUGCUGAGUCUCUCCUGCCACCAUUUCUCACUGUCUUCAGGGUUACAGCUUUCUCUUUUUCUCUCUCUCCUGGAUCUAGGAGCUUCUUGGUGCAGAGAUCCUGGGUCCAAAGGACACACUCUCUACUCUUGACUGUUCUUCCUUGUUGGUGGUUUGGAUCAUCCUCUCUGCUCUGGAAUUGGCUGUGUUUCAAGGCAAAACUGACUAGUCUCCUUGGUGGGCCACAAUUACCCUACCACACACUUUUGCCCAGUCACAUUGGUGGGAAUUACAAGACCAUGGCUAGAAAGGCCACACACAAAGUAAUUAAUCGCACCGCAUCUCUAUCUCUCAGUUUCCAGCUAGCACCACCUUUUCUCUAUGGUUAGUCAAGGUACUCACUACAGAAUCUGGAGGAAAAGUAACACUUUUAUGGCAGAUUCCCUUUCUUAGAUUUACCAGUGUUUUUAAGAAGUUCGAGAUGGUGUCUUAGUUAUCUAGUGCUGCUAUAACAGAAAUACCACAAGUGAAUGGCUUUAACAAACAGAAAUAUAUUCUCUCACAGUUUAGGGGGCUAGAAGUCCAAAUUCAGGGUGCCAGCUCCCAGGGAAGGCUUUUUCUGUCUGUUGCCUCUGGCAGAAAGGUCCUUGUCAUCAGUCUUCCCCUGGGUCAUAGAGCUUCUCAGCAUAGGGACCCCGGGUCCAAAGGAUGUGCCGCACUCCUGGCUCUUCUUUCUUGGUGGUAGAAGGUCUCCCUGUCUCUUUGCUCGCUUCCCUCUUUUAUAUCUCAAAAGAGACUGACUCAAGAUACAACUUAAUCUUGUAGAUUGAGUCCUGCCUCAUUAACAUAACUGCCUCUAAUCCUGCCUCAUUAACCUCAUAGAGGUAGAAUUUACAACGCAUGGGAAAAAUCACAUCAUCAUGAAAUGGUGGGCAGUCACACAAUAUUGGGAAUCAUGGCCUAGGCAAGUUUACACACAUUUUGGGGGGGACACAAUUCAAUCCAUAACAGAUGGCUAAUGACCAAGAAGAGGCAUGCUUUGAAAAAAUAUAUUUUUUUUCUUGAUAUAUUUGAAAAUGAAGACCAAUCUGGAAAAAUGUUUUGCUGUAAAUUACAGAUUUUCAAAUAUGAGUUAGGUUCCAGCAACUCAGGAUAUGUGUGUUUGAUCUUAUUUUGUGCAUGAUUGUAUCAUUUCCAUGAUCUCCUUGUUACUUAAAUGUUUUGAGUAAAGUGCAUCUCUGCCAAAAGACUGGUCUUAGGUUAGUUUUUCUCAUAUGUAUUUUCCCAUGAUUCUUUAAGUUUCUAAUCCAUUGAGUAUCUUUCUUUCUUUUAGGGUCAGACUGUCAUCUCUAGUGGCAUGUGAAGAACCUGUGCUUUUAGUAUUUUACCAAGGGUUGAAGAAAAACUUUCACAAGAAGCUUUGUACCACAGCAGUCUUUCCAGCCUAGGUCAUGGAAGUAGAUUAAUCAUACUUCUUCCUUCCACUGUUGGAGCCCUGGUAGCACAGUGGUUAAGAGAUCAGGCUGCUAACCAAAAGGUCAGCGGUUUGAAUCCACCAGUCGCUCCUUGGAAACCCUGUAGAGCAGUUCUGCUCUGUCCUAUAGGGUCAUUAUAAGUCAGAACUGACUCAGUAGCAGAGGGUUUUUUGGUCUGUUUCCAUCUGCUGCAGUUUUCAGAAAUGGCAAAAGUGUCUAUAACAAAUUAUGUAUUUCAAGAUUCAAUAUCUCAACCUGAAACUCUAAGGAAUAUUAUUAACCAUUCACUCUUUUGGUGUGAAAAUGUGGUCCUGGACCACUUGGCUCGCUACCACCUGAGAGGCUUGUUGCUGUUAGCUGCUGUGGAGUCCGGUCCAACUCAUUGCAGCCCCAUGUGUGCAGAGUAGGACUGCUGCAUAGAGUUUUCCAGGCUGUGACGCUUCUGAAGCAGAUCAUCUGGCCUGUCUUCCGAGGUAACUCAAGCUGCCCAACCUUUCAGCUCGUAGUCAGGCAGUUAACUGUUUGCACCACCCAGGGAUUACAAAUGCAAAUAUCUGGGUCCUACCCAGAUUUACUGAAUCAAUUUCUGAAGAGGGCCAAGGAAUAUUUUUUCAGUCAACCCAAUUGAUUCCCUACAUCAGCAGAAUUACAGUAUUUUUUACCUUUUCUUUUUUAAAUUUUAUUAUGGUAUAUAUAUAUAUAUAUAUAAUUUUACAUUUUAACCAUUUUUGAGUAUGCAGUUCAGUGGCAUUAGUUAUAUUCACACUGCUGUGCAACCAUCACCACUAUUUCCCAAAUUUAUUCAUCACUCCAGAGACUGUAACCAUUGACAGAAUUAUAAUUUAAUGUGAUUCUGUUGGUUUUUUAUCUUAUCAAGGUCAGCAUGAGACACAGACAUAUAAAAUAUCUACCUUUUUUUUAAUGUUAUUGAGGACACUAUUAUUCAAUGGACUUCAGCAUCCAUGGAACAAAAUUUCUUUCAGAUUUCAGAACUAGAAAAUAAGAUUUUCUCUCUUGGGAACUGGUAUGGUUCUUUUUAUUAGGAUAGUGCUUCUCAAAUAUAGCUAGUUAUCAAAAUCAUAUGGAAAACUAUAAAAAUAUAUAGCUUCUCAGGUCCGAAGCAAGACUCUUUCGUGAGAAUCUCCAGGUGAGGAAGGGUCCUUGUGAGAGUGAUAAUUAACCAUGUUUCAGAAAUUCUACAUUGGACUCUAGUUGUUUUAAAUUGAAAUAUGUCCCCCAAAAAUCUGUGUCAACUUGUUUAGGCAGUUAUCUUAGUUAUCUAGUGCUGCUAUAACAGAAAUACCACCAGUGGAUGACAGUAGCUAAUUCACCAUACUCAUUUUUUGCUUUGGCUUCUGUCUUGGUU
This is a messenger RNA of Loxodonta africana (African savanna elephant), 7519 nucleotides long. RefSeq names its product lactamase beta 2 (gene LACTB2). The transcript has 8 exons. Bases 266 to 1132 code for a protein of 288 amino acids. Lineage: Eukaryota; Metazoa; Chordata; Mammalia; Proboscidea; Elephantidae. Gene Ontology annotation, cellular component: mitochondrial matrix. Gene Ontology annotation, molecular function: single-stranded RNA binding; RNA endonuclease activity. The record is from RefSeq and is a predicted model, not a curated record.